AUGCCUAUCCUCUUUCCUUUUCAGAGGCUGAGAAUUUGAGGCUUUACCUAUGGAAGUGGAAGUGAAGCUCCGUCUCCCUGACUCAGCUUCUCACCAGAAACUCUCCGAUCUACUCUCACCAUAUCACAUCAAGACCUUCAUUCAAGAAAACAUCUUCUUCGACGGCGCAAAGGCUCAGCUCACCUCCAAUCUUGCCGUCCUCCGAAUCCGAUUCUGCAAUCUCGAUACCUGCGUCCUAUCUCUCAAGGCCAAGCCCGUAAUUUCCGACGGAAUCAUCCGCAUCGAGGAGCACGAAGAGCCACUCGAUGCCGCAAUCGGUCGCAGCUGCAUCGCAGAUCCAUGGAGGCUCUCGAGAAUCGAGUCGUCGGAGAUACUCCGGAGAGUGAGGGAUGAAUAUGAGAUCGGAGAAGAAAGGGAUUUUGUGUGCUUAGGAGGAUUUAGGAAUGUGAGAGGUGUGUAUGAGUGGAAUGGAUUGAAAUUAGAGGUUGAUGAGACUAAUUAUGAUUUUGGGACGAGCUAUGAGAUUGAAUGUGAGAGUUCUGAACCAGAACGAGCCAAGAAGUUGCUUGAGGAAUUCCUCAAUCAAAACGGCAUCAAUUAUUCUUACUCUCAACUCUCUAAGUUCGCUGUUUUCCAGUCCAGGAAGUUGCCUGACCCAGGGAAGUAAUUAGUCUCGUCACUAAUUCACUUAGCAAUAGAUUGUAUCAACUAUAUUUGUUUAUCCAUGUGUGUGUAUAUAUUUUAUUUAUUUAUUAUUCAUCUGCUUUUCAAGAAUUCACUUGUUGAUAAUAACACAAUCUAGCAUUCCUGUUA
Messenger RNA from Prosopis cineraria, 813 nucleotides. RefSeq names its product triphosphate tunnel metalloenzyme 3-like. Lineage: Eukaryota; Viridiplantae; Streptophyta; Magnoliopsida; Fabales; Fabaceae. The transcript has a single exon. The record is from RefSeq and is a predicted model, not a curated record. The coding region runs from base 50 to 667 and encodes 205 amino acids.